CCGAGACUAUACCUACUUCGGACUUGUGUUCAUACCCACCAUCUCUCUCUAUAUAUACCAUAGAGUUAAACCAUUCACUCAUAUCACUUCCAUAACCUCAAUGGCUCCAAACAGGCUUACACCCAUAUGUUUCCUUGCAUGCUUAUGGUGUUUUGGGGUGUUUUCGAGGUCCAUUUCGGGUGAAGAGGUUAAGUACAAUUGGGAAGUGAAGUACAUGAAAGGCGCACCAGAUUGCAUGGAAAAAGAUUUCAUCAUCGGCAUUAAUGGUCAGUUCCCUGGUCCGACAAUCAAAGCUCGAGCUGGAGACAACGUUGUUGUUAAUCUCACAAACAAGCUUGAUAAGGAUGGAGUUGUUAUCCAUUGGCAUGGUAUUAGACAGUUGAAAACACCAUGGGCGGAUGGAACUGCAGCCAUAUCACAAUGUCCGAUAAAAUCUGGAGACACGUUUACAUACAACUUCACAGUUGAUAAGGCGGGUACGUACUUUUACCAUGGACAUUUGGGGAUGCAAAGAUCAGCGGGGUUAUAUGGAAUGUUGAUAGUCGACGUUGAGGAGGGAAAGAAGGAAGCUUUUCAUUAUGAUGGGGAGUUUAGCCUCCUGCUAAGUGAUUGGUGGCAUAAAGGUAUUGAAGAACAAGAGGAAGAUCUCAAUGCCAAACCUAUGCGUUGGAUAGGUGAAGCUCAGAGUGUGCUAAUAAAUGGAAGAGGGCAAUUCACCUGUUCAUUAGCAGUGCCCCCUAAUAGCAAAGACUCUAAGGGUUUACCAGGGUGCAAGUUCACCGGAAAAGAACAGUGCGCACCUAACAUCCUCGACGUCGAGCCAGGGAAGACAUACAGGCUGAGAGUCGCAAGCACUACUGCCUUAGCUUCACUCAAUGUCGCCAUUGAGAGCCACAACAUGUUGAUGGUGGAAGCUGAUGGGAACUACCUCAAGCCAUUUUUGGUCAAGGACUUUGACAUAUACUCCGGUGAAAGCUACUCAGUAAUAUUCAAUACACAUAAACAUUCUUCCCAUAAUUACUGGAUUUCGGUGGGUGUAAGAGGAAGAGACCCGACAAAAACCGCUAGAGGCUUAGCCUUAUUACACUACACAUCCGCCAAGGUGUCGAAACGUCCUAAGCAUCAUCCUCCCACAACCCCUCGAUGGAACGACUACGCUCAUAGUAAAUCAUUCACUUACAAGCUUCUUGCACAUCCAGGAUCACCGAAGCCUCCAGCCAAUUACGAUCAUCGAAUCUUCCUCCUCAAUACUCAAAAUUUCAUGGAAGGUCAAACCAAAUGGGCUAUCAACAAUGUGUCACUUAAGUUAACGGAAACACCUUACUUAGGUUCAAUAAGAUAUGGUUUAACUAAUGCGUUUGACCAAAUAAGUCCACCGGAAACAUUCAGUGACACAUAUGAUAUAACUAAGCCCCCACCGAAUCCCAACUGCACGAUUAGCAGUGGGGUUUAUAAUCUUAAUUUUGGCAAGACUUAUGACGUGAUAUUACAAAAUGCGAAUUUAAUACAGGAAGGUGUUAGUGAGAUACAUCCAUGGCACCUUCAUGGGCAUGACUUUUGGGUGUUGGGGUAUGGAGAUGGGAAGUUUUCCAAGAAAGAUGAAAAGAAACUGAAUUUGGUAAACCCGCCAUUGAGGAACACUGUAGUUAUAUUUCCUCAUGGGUGGACAGCGAUAAGAUUCAUGACUGAUAAUCCAGGUGUGUGGGCAUUUCAUUGUCAUAUAGAGCCUCAUUUGCAUAUGGGAAUGGGUGUGAUUUUCGCAGAAGGGGUUCAUCUUGUGCGGAAGAUACCAGAUGAGGCUCUUUCUUGUGGCUUGACAGGGUACGUGUCUUGGGGGAUGUAA
Molecule: messenger RNA, 1843 nt
Organism: Lactuca saligna
Lineage: Eukaryota; Viridiplantae; Streptophyta; Magnoliopsida; Asterales; Asteraceae
Source: the annotation of a GenBank genome assembly